Phragmites australis (common reed) is the source of this 1844-nucleotide messenger RNA. RefSeq names its product flowering locus K homology domain-like. Gene Ontology annotation, molecular function: mRNA binding. The record is from RefSeq and is a predicted model, not a curated record. NCBI's taxonomy places the organism in Eukaryota, Viridiplantae, Streptophyta, Magnoliopsida, Poales, Poaceae. Gene Ontology annotation, biological process: regulation of gene expression. Bases 135 to 1691 code for a protein of 518 amino acids. The transcript is spliced from 7 exons. Gene Ontology annotation, cellular component: nucleus; cytoplasm.
AUCAAACCGAACCGCACGAGCACAUCGCAACGCCUCCCGAAUCCCCUCAAAACCCUUCCCCCCUCUCCGGCGGCGGCGGCGGCCGGACUUCUUCUCCAGGGAGGACCCCUCCUCCUACUCCUCGGCCAGAAAACAUGGAUGGGCAAGUCGAGAACCCUGCGGUUUCCACUAACCUUGACAAUGAAGAACAAGCCAAUCCUUACACUGAUGUGCAAGAGCAGUUCAAGGAAGAACCGGGGAAACCUUAUGACGAGGAAUCAAAAGACCCAGGCCAUGACGAGUUGGGGAACCCGUAUACUGAGGAGCAUGCGAACAUGAACAAUAAAAGUUUGGGGGAUCUGAACAAAGAGGAGCAAGCUAUCAUCCCCUCACAGGAAGAGCCUGCAAAUGUCUACAGUGAGGAGGCUGAGUCAAAACAACAGGAUGAUACAAUGGCUGAUGACAAGAAAUGGCCUGGGUGGCCUGGAGAAAGUGUGUUCCGUAUACUGGUUCCUGCCCAGAAGGUGGGCGCUGUCAUUGGCCGAAAAGGUGAUUUCAUUAAAAAAAUGUGUGAGGAAUCCAAAGCUCGCAUAAAGGUUCUCGAGGGCCCACAAGGUGUGCCAGAAAGAACUGUAAUGAUUUCAGCAAAGGAUGAACCAGAUGCAGCACUACCUCCAGCUGUUGAUGGGUUGCUUAGAGUUCAUAUAAGGAUAACCGAUGGUUUAGAUGGUGAACCCGAUCAGCCUCAACGAGGCGCUGUUACUGUAGGGCCUACACGGCUACUGGUGCCAGCUUCCCAAGCUGGCAGCCUGAUUGGCAAGCAAGGAGCAACCAUUAAAUCCAUACAGGAUGCUUCGAAGUGUGUCCUGCGAAUUCUUGAGAAUGUGCCACCUGUGGCAUUGAACGAUGACAGAGUUGUUGAGAUACAGGGUGAACCUCUUGAUGCUCACAAAGCAGUGGGGCUGAUUGCAAGUCAUUUAAGAAAAUUUCUUGUUGACCGCAGUGUGCUCCCGUUGUUUGAAAUGCAGAUGAAAGCGCACAAUGUGCCCAGAGAGCAGCCUAUGCCACCUCCUCAGCCAUGGGGUCCUCCUCCACCCUGGGGUCAUCCACCGAACCUUCCUCCUGCUGGCCCAGGUUAUGGUGGGAAUCCACAGUUCAUGCCUCCACGACCACAAGGCAACUAUUAUCCUCCUCCUGAUGUGCCCCCUGUGGAAAAGCAACCACACUACGGAAUUUCUUCAUAUGGACGUGAUGCACCUCCGAAUGCUGCUCCUCCCUCAGGGAAUCAACACCAAACACAUGGGUCUUCUCAAGUGACACACAGCAUGCAAGUUCCUCUUUCCUAUGCUGAUGCUGUGAUUGGGGCAGCUGGUGCCAGUAUCAGCUACAUCCGCAGGCAUAGUGGUGCAACUAUAAGUAUUCAAGAAGGUGUUCCUGGAGAGAUGACAGUGGAGAUAACAGGAAGCGCCUCACAAGUACAAACUGCUCAACAGCUGAUCAAGAAUUUCAUGGCUGAAGCAUCUCCACAGGGCCCCCCACCAGCUCCUGGUCCAUCGGCUCAACCAGUCGAUGCGGGCUACAACUCUUACCCGCCUUACGGGGGCGCAUCGUACGGAUCUCCAGGUGGUGCGGGUCCUGGUCCUCGCAACGGAGGAAACUACAAUGGAGGAAACUAUGGCGGCGCACCCUACCCCCCGAACUACGGAUACUAGUUGGAGUGUAUACCUUGGCUCAGGCUUUAGAGAAAGGGGAUUCUGGUUUUGUUUGUCAGUCUGUUCAUCUGUUGAGAACUCGAGAUUGUUAGGGUUUCUGAAACUCUUGGUGUUGUAAUCUGCUUUCUGACGCCAGUGCCAACAGUUUUCUGA